CGUCCCACACCGACUUCGCUCCCGCCGCGCCAGCGGUGGCGCUUCCCGCCCUCGCUUCGAUUCGCGCCGCCACCUAGCCGCCGCGCGCCGCCUGCGCUCCGCUCCCCCCGGCCACCUCUCCUCGCCCGGCCCGGCCGCCCUCGCCUUCGUCGCCGCCGCGCCCCGGACUCUGUUGGCUCCGCGCCGCGCGGCCGCCCCGGUCCCCCGCCGCCGCCACUCGCCCGCCGUCCACCAUGGCGAGGCAAACAGGUAGCAGGAAGCGGAAAGCGCCGGCGCUCGCGGCGGGUGGGGACGGGCCGCUGCCUCCCAAGAAGCCCAAGCGGCCGGCGGCGCUGCGCUCGCUGCUGCACUACCUGAAGGGCCGCGAGGUGGGGGCGCGGGGCCGCGCCGGGCUCCCGGGCUUCGAGGGCAAGCUGCGCGGCUACGCGGUGCGGAAACUGCCCGAGCUGCUGAGGGAGCGCGAGCUGGCGCUGGGCACCCUCAACAAGGUGUUCGCGUCGCAGUGGCUGAACGCCAGGCAGGUGGUGUGCGGCACCAAGUGCAACACGCUCUUCGUGGUGGACGUGCAGUCGGGCCACAUCACGCGCAUCCCCCUGAUGCGGGACCGCGGGCCCGGGUCGGCCCGCGCCCAGCCGAGCUGCGGCAUCCACGCCAUCCAGCUGAAUCCCUCCAAGACGCUUCUGGCCACCGGGGGCGAGAACCCCAACAGCCUGGCCGUCUACCAGCUGCCCACGCUGGACCCCGUGUGCCUGGGCGACCGCCACGGCCACAAGGACUGGAUCUUCGCCAUCGCCUGGAUGAGCGACACGGUGGCCGUGAGUGGCUCCCGCGACGGCACCGUGGCGCUCUGGAAGAUGGACCCCGACAUGUUCCACGGCAGCAUCGCCUGGCACAACGACGCGGGCCUCCCCCUGUACGCCCACAUCCGUCCCAGGGACGUGCAGACCAUCCCCAGGGCCAGCACCAACCCCAGUAACCGCAAGGUGCGGGCCCUGGCCUUCAGCGGCAAGAACCAGGAGCUGGGAGCCGUGUCCCUGGACGGCUACUUCCACCUGUGGAAAGCCCAGAGCAACCUGUCCAGGCUGCUGUCCAUCAGGCUGCCCUACUGCCGAGAGAACGUGUGCCUGACCUACUGCGACGAGUUGUCCCUGUACGCGGUGGGCUCCCAGUCCCACGUCUCCUUCCUGGAUCCGCGGCAGCGCCAGCAGAACAUCCGGCCCCUGUGCUCCCGAGAGGGCGGCACGGGUGUGCGCUCCCUGAGCUUCUACCAGCACAUCGUCACCGUGGGCACGGGCCACGGCUGCCUGCUCUUCUAUGACAUCCGCGCGCAGACGUUCCUGGAGGAGAGGGCCUCGGCCAGCCCGCACUUCUCUCCGGGGCCCGCAGGGAGGAAGCUCAAGCUCACCUGUGGCAGAGGCUGGCUGAACCACGAUGACCUGUGGGUGAACUACUUCGGUGGCAUCGGCGAGCUCCCCAACGCGCUCUACACGCACUGCUACAACUGGCCCGAGAUGAAGCUCUUCGUCGCUGGGGGGCCUCUCCCUUCCGGCCUCCACGGGAACUAUGCCGGCCUCUGGAGCUAAGGAUGGCCUCCGUGUCCUCAAAGUGCCCAGAUACACCUUCCAGUCCCCUCUCGAUUUCCUCCUUCACUCUGUGUUUGUGCUUUUACUCUGUGUGGCUUUUAUCUUCCAGGUGGAAAGGGCCCAACUUACCUCUGCUCAGUGUAUUAGGCAAAGAGAGAGAAAGAAAGAUGGCGGGCUAGAGAGUGAGGUGUCCUUCAGGCAGUCAAAACUUUGCUUUAAUAAUUUUCUACACCUGUCCAACACUAUUGUUUUGAAUUAUACAAAAAUUUUUGACAUUCUUAGAUCUGUUCACUCUGAGUCAUUUACAUAUUCUCUCUUGAAGGCCAGGCAGUCAUGGUUUUACAAUUAUGUAUAUUUUCUUUUUAUUAUUUUUUUGUUACUAGUAUCACAAUGAUGCUGUUUUGGUUAUUUUUCAGUGCAGAUAGAUGGUAUAUUAAGAACACUCUUAAAAACAGUUUGUACAUCUGUUCUGGAAAGCUAGCUGUCGUUUUAUAGCAUUGUUCCAGUGGGAGGAUGCAUUCCAAGUUCUAGAUUACCGGCUUUUGGAAGCAUUCCAUUUGUAAAUUGUAGUCUUCAUGUUUGUAGUUUGUAAGUUGUUGGUGCUAAACACGCUUUUUAAAAACUUCAUUCACUUUGAAAAAAAAGUUGUUAUACAAUCUUGUUUUUCGUACCAGAAUCUCAUUUGGUCAGAACACUUUAGGAACGCAGGGGCUCUGCUGAUUGAAUGUUUAGAGUUAAUCUGAAAACCAAAUCAAUCUUUUUCUCCUUAAACCCUUAUUUAAGUUUUCUCAUUCCAAAACCCGUAAGUGAAUAUGUAUUUUUUCACUUCUUGCCUUAGUACUAUUAAGACUUGUGAGUAUAUUUGAAUGUUUGUUAAGGAACUUGCACAGAGUUUCAGUGCCAUCAUUCAAAACAGGGAUUCCAAGUGUGAAAAUGUAGAACGUAUUGCAGGCUGGGCAGAAUGUAUACUGAUGCAGGGUAUAGACUGGAUAUUUUUGCUGUUGCUGUUUUCAAUACCAAAUAUUAUAUUUGAACAUACUUAAAUUUUCUAAUUCUGCUUAACAGUUAAAGUCACAGGAAAAAACUGCAAAAAAGGAAAAUGAGCCCAUCCCAACUCCUUCUGAUAAGAUUCUUAAUUUGUAAAGUCCAAUUUAUUAAGAUUUAAUUUUGUCAAUUUCAAAGAUUCUUACCUAAAGUAGAAUAAAUAUAUUGUUAAAAAAUAGUAGUGAUGUUAUGACCCUCAAUAUAAUAAUAUACGAUUAUCAAGGACACAGGAAGUUUAUUUCAAGAAGAUGGGGUGGAAAAUAAAAGUAAAUGGGAUUAGGUUGAAGAAAAGUAUCGAUACUUUGGAGCAUAGACAAAUACAAAGCAUGGAUUGUUAGGAAAACACGUUGUACUUCUCCAUAUAUGAGAAUAUUGGAAGUGAGAGGGGAGACUGGCCCUUCCUCACAACUGGCCAGGUUGUGCUGACCUUGUAUUAGUAUUGUGGCAUGUCUGUUUUUCCUUAAAUGUUUUGGCACUCAGAUGCUGGCUUGGUGUCCACUACAUGCUGUUCAAUUGCAAAUCUGAACCAACUGAGUAAUAUACUGAGUGGUACUAAAAGGGAGUUAAGAAAUACAGGAAAAAAAAGCAGUUUUUGUUUACAGAGAUUGUUUUAACAGGUUUAUAUAGUUGUUGUUAUAUAGCAGUAAAAUAUAUUUGUGUGCAUGUAUGUGUCUCCAAGUCAGUUAUAAGUGUCUUAAGAGCAGAGAAUGUAAGUGUCAUCUUUGUAUUCUCACAUUUCUCCACUAAUGCCUAGCAAAUCAUAGGCAAUCAGUAAAUAUUUACUGAAUGAAUGUAUUUGCCUCUGGAGACCUAAAG
This is a messenger RNA of Orcinus orca (killer whale), 3443 nucleotides long. RefSeq names its product DDB1- and CUL4-associated factor 12-like protein 2. The transcript has a single exon. Gene Ontology annotation, cellular component: Cul4-RING E3 ubiquitin ligase complex. Gene Ontology annotation, molecular function: protein binding. The record is from RefSeq and is a predicted model, not a curated record. NCBI's taxonomy places the organism in Eukaryota, Metazoa, Chordata, Mammalia, Artiodactyla, Delphinidae. Bases 234 to 1583 code for a protein of 449 amino acids.